This is a messenger RNA of Drosophila innubila, 682 nucleotides long. RefSeq lists its product as uncharacterized. The transcript has 2 exons. The record is from RefSeq and is a predicted model, not a curated record. Bases 70 to 621 code for a protein of 183 amino acids. NCBI's taxonomy places the organism in Eukaryota, Metazoa, Arthropoda, Insecta, Diptera, Drosophilidae.
CAAAUUAAGAGCCCUCUUAAUGAUGACGAUGAUUUUUACAAUCACAAAGGCUUCUACUCGAUUGUCCUAAUGGCAGUGUGCGAUGCAUCCUAUCGAUUCACAUUCAUCGAAGUUGGUGCUGGCGGUAGGGAGGGAGACACGAAUGCUUUUACGCACAGCAAACUGGGAAAGGCAGUAUUGUCGGAUAGUCUGGAGUUUCCCGGAAACGAGCUGCUGAAUGGCAUAUCGACACCAUAUUUUAUGGUAGGAAACGAUGUGUUCCCAUUAAUUAGCAGGUUAAUGAAGCCGUACGGAUCUAGAAAGCGGGAUGUACCCGAGCGGAUAUUUAAUCAUCGCUUAAAUCGAGCUCGACGUUGUAUAGAUAAUGCCUUUGGAAUACUUUGCGCCAAGUGGAUGGCCGUGCAACGCACUCAGUUAAGCAAUCCGGAUACGGCCCAGAAAGUUGUUGCAGCUUGCUGUUCCUUGCACAACUUUGUAUUACGAACGAGUCCCGCAGACCAAUACUUACCGAAGGAUCUGGACGCACACACCCUCACACAUACAAAGUACAUACGCGACAAUAUAAAGAAGUAUGUCAACUCUUCAUCGGCUUCUCUGCAAAAUGAAGCUGCUGAAGUGUAAUCAAUUCAAUAACUUUUAUUAUUUUUCCAGGCAAUAAUAAAAUAUCCUGCUUAGUCUUAAU